CAGGGAGGGUUUUGGAUACACCGUGCCUCUGGAUGUACCUGCAAGGACGUUUACAAUAAUCCCGUAUAUGUGUAUUCGUAAUUAGAAAUAAGAUUUUGAUAUAAUAUUUGUUAUUUUCGUAUAGAAAUGGCAAGCAUAGUUGGCGCGCCGAAUACAGAAGAAAGGGCUGUUUUCACGCAGCUGAAACCCGUGCGGAUGUCUAGCGCGGUUGGGCCGGAGGACUCUUCAGUGUUUGAGGACGUCAAGCCCGUAGCGAGACUCGCAACAAACCAGGUUGAAAUGACGCAGACACUGAUGGAAAUGGAUAAAUAUUUACCCCAAAGUGCCCCACUGCUUACCCCAAACAUAACCGAUAAGAAAUAUCGCCGGGAAAGUGCCUCAGUGGUGGAUGAAUAUUUUGCAGAUGAGAAACCUGCCCCUUAUAGUCUCAACAUCAAUGUUAUCCUGCCUAAUACUACUCACCUUCGCACAGGCCUUUACCGACCAAACAAACCUCCAGUACAUCAGAUCAAAUCCGAGCCAGGGGUGGAUGAACCCUGCGGAAUUCAGGCGCUCCCCGAAUUUACCUCAGUCUUCAGCGUACCCCAGACAGUCAACAGCCUUUUCAUCAAACCUGACAUGACUGUCACAGACGAGCUCCACAUUGGCCCCCAGCAGCCGGCAGUCUAUCAGAUGCCUGUCAGUAGUAGCGACCUAACCACAAUGACCUUCUCCCAGAGUCAGGCUAUAAAUGGAGUUGGUACCUCGGGCAGGACGAUGCUAAACCUGAACAAUGUAGCUUUGACAACGCAUUUUGGAGAGUUUGUCAUGCCCGAACCUUUCUACACUUCUCCCCAGCCCCAUAGUUUGCCUCCAUCACCCCCCAACUCCCAGCCCGGCAGUCCUGAGAACCAGGCAGAGCUUAUUACCACUGUUCCCCCGUCGUACCAGUCUAGAAUUGGAAUGAAGGUUGGACAGAUGACCUCUCAUUCCAUGCUAAUGGCCCAUGGUCAGGGCAUACUCACGGGGCCCAGAUACAACCGACGGAACAACCCUGAGCUGGAGAAGAGACGGAUCCAUCACUGUGACUUCCCAGGAUGCACCAAAGUUUACACAAAGAGCUCUCACUUGAAAGCACACCAAAGGACUCAUACAGGUGAGAAGCCAUACCGGUGCAGUUGGGAGGGAUGCGACUGGCGUUUCGCCCGUUCCGAUGAACUGACGCGGCAUUACCGCAAACACACCGGUGCGAAACCCUUUAAAUGCGUUGCCUGCAGUCGCUGCUUCUCUCGCUCUGACCACCUGGCACUGCACAUGAAGCGCCACCAAAACUAAUUGACUACACAUCCUUUCGUUUUCAAGUUUUAUUAUGAUUUUACUCUUUUGAAUAUUUCACAGUCAUUGACAAAUGCAGAUCAAAUCACCUAUGCUCAUAAAAGCUCUGCCGAUUCCAUACCAGCACUCAACAUAUUUUGAUUGUCUUGAAGAGGACUGGACAUUAUUAGAACAUCAUGGCAAAGAGCCUACAUAGGAUGUAUAGUACUGUACAUAUGUUUUGUAUGCGUGUAUGUUUGUAGAUUAAUGUGAAAAAUGUGUUGAAUUUUAUACUUGACCUCCACCUUUUCUGACUAUAAUUUGAAAGUACAUUUUGUUCCUUUGGGACCAGAAAUGUCUUCAGAAUAACUUGAAAUGCAAUGUUUAAAUGAAUAAUUCCAAGAUAAUUAAUUGUUCAUUUCUAGAUAAAAGUAUCACUGUAUACCCACUGUCUAUAAUAUUUAUAUGGAAUACUCUCCUGCCUCCCAAGGAAAAUCUCAAAAGUUGUUUGCAUUUGGGUUACGAUACAAAAUUGAGCAACCCUAAUGUUUGCUUUUCUCAUAGUUCUGUAGCCAUGGAAACAGAUCUUUAUGGGACUGUGUAAAAAGUAUCGCUCAGAGCAGUUGACUGUUUGACAGUUCACCUCUUUGUAUGGCUGAUGUGUACAUUCAUAAGACAAAUUAGCUCACAAUUGCAUAUGGACAUCAAAUGAUUCAACAAAUGAACCCAUGCUUUAUUUUGAGUAUGUGUGCCAAAUUUGACAUGUAUCUCACAUGUAGUUAUUUGCAAGUGGAUUUUUCAUUAAAACUUUGAGAAUAUUUUCUUGUCAAACUUCAUGUAGAUACCCUUCAAAAAAAUGAAAGAAGUCCAUGAAAGAGUGGACCCUGUUUCAACAAUCAAUUUACAAGUUCACAAGAAACUUUAGAAGACUUCUUAUCCCUCACCUUCCUCAAGAACAAAUGUAUUCUGUAUGGACAUAGUCACAUUUUAUACAGUGGCCUUUUUAAUGCUGUUUGUAACUCAUGUUGUGUGGUGUGAGCAACCACAGUUUGUAAAAGUUCUGAAGUUCCCAUCCGUUUGUGUCCUUUACUUAUGAAGGGAACUCUGUUGGAUCAAAAGAUUCUGUAUAUACUGCAGUUAAAGUAAAACUAUGUGUAAAUACAUUUUUGUUUUCUCUCUCUUUGAAGCUGAUUUUGUUUUAUGAGCAUGUGGGACUUUAUUAAGCUUGUCUUGAAUGUGGGUGCAUUAUGUUUGUAGACCGUGCAUACUUGGAAAAAGUGAUGAUCAGGUUAACGUUUUGUAUUUUCUUGCUUGAAUACACAGAAUUUUGAAAAUAAAAUGAGUA
Molecule: messenger RNA, 2638 nt
Organism: Xyrauchen texanus (razorback sucker)
Lineage: Eukaryota; Metazoa; Chordata; Actinopteri; Cypriniformes; Catostomidae
Product: Krueppel-like factor 5
Exons: 4
Coding region: 127-1314 (395 amino acids)
Biological process (GO): regulation of transcription by RNA polymerase II
Molecular function (GO): RNA polymerase II cis-regulatory region sequence-specific DNA binding; DNA-binding transcription factor activity, RNA polymerase II-specific
Source: RefSeq, a predicted model, not a curated record